This is a messenger RNA of Aspergillus alliaceus, 1401 nucleotides long. RefSeq names its product major facilitator superfamily domain-containing protein. The record is from RefSeq and is a predicted model, not a curated record. The transcript is spliced from 6 exons. NCBI's taxonomy places the organism in Eukaryota, Fungi, Ascomycota, Eurotiomycetes, Eurotiales, Aspergillaceae. Gene Ontology annotation, molecular function: transmembrane transporter activity. Gene Ontology annotation, biological process: transmembrane transport. Bases 1 to 1401 code for a protein of 466 amino acids.
AUGGCUGAGCUUUGGGAGACACUGCACCGCUGGUAUCAAGGGACGCUGUAUCAGGCUAUUGCGUUGGACUUGAUCAGCUUUACGCAGCCGGGUAUUUGGGAUGCAUUGAAUGGACUGGGAGCUGGUGGUCUGGCGACUCCGUACUUUGUCAAUGCCUCCAAUGUAAUCACAUAUGUGAUCAUGAUCGUAACAUGUCCAUUAUUCGGCAUUGCUGGAAACAGGUUCAGUCUUAAGUGGGUGUCGGUGAUCGGGACGAUUGGCUAUGUACCUUAUUUUGCAGCAUUGUAUUGCAAUAGUGUCUUUGGAACCCAGUGGUUUUUGCUCCUUGGAUCGGUGACUUGUGGUUUUUCGGCUGCCGCGCUCUGGGUUUCGGAGGCUGCAAUCGCUGUCGGCUAUCCUGAAGUUGAGAAUCGUGGUACCUAUAUUGGUAACUGGAUGGCCCUCAACAAACUCGGAUCAAUCAUCGGAAAUGCCGUUCAACUAGCUCUCAAUAUAAACCAAUCCAGCAAGGGCAGCAUCAGCCCCGAGACAUACCUCGUGCUCAUCGGCCUCAGCUGCGGCGGUCUUCCACUCGCGUUAAGUGUGGCGCCGGCGCACGAGCUGAUUCGCAAAGACGGCACCAAACUGACAUUUAGCUCCGACGAGAAGCGUAUCACAAUCAAGGGUGGUUUGAAGGGGUUCUGGAAAGCGACCAAGCAGAAGUAUAUGCUGCUUUUGCUUCCGAUCUUCAUGACGGUGCGGUGGAGUCAAACAUACCAGGGGAAUUAUCUGACCGAGUACUUCUCGGUUCGAGGCCGUACGCUGGCUGCAUUUAUCCAAACGGGAUGGUUAUUGGAUUCACAAAAACUGUUCAAAACGCGACGCGGGAUGGCGCUUUCGGGAUGGCUGACAAUGUUAGCCGUGUUUAACCCGCAAUGGGUCUUGAAUUUUGUCAUGCAGACAGAGCUACAAAAUCAAAGCCCUAUCCCAUCUCUAGAUAUUCAUGACCCGGGGUAUGGGAAGGCAAUCGCUGCGUAUUGUCUGUUUGGUGUCGGAAGUCAAGCAUUUGUGGUAUGGACGUACUGGAUCCUGGGAACGUAUGAUAUCCAUGUCGACGUUCUAGCCUACACCACUGGGAUCCUUCGCUCGGUGGAGAGUCUGGGCUUUGCUAUUGCAUUUGGUAUUGGUGCCAGUGAGAAUGUCUCCCUCAUGGCUAAUCUGGUCGUCGCAUUCGUUGUUUUCUGGAUGAGCGUACCAUUCACGACCUACGCCUCAUGCCUUGUCAAUGAGCCGAAUCAAGCUCCAGAAGGCUCUGAUGACAAGGAUUUUCCGGGGGAUGCUGAGAGAAGCUUGCCCCCUAAGUCGCCGCAGAUACAGGAGCAAGCGCACGGCUUGGAUUAUGAUGCAGAACCGCAGAUCUAA